ACGACGCGACUCAAACACACAGUCACCUCCAUCUUCUCACGUCGUCGGCUCCUCAAGCUCUCCCCUGCUCGCCACCGUAUGCCGUCGCCCCUGUCAAACCACCAACCGGAGACCUAGCACCCCACAGAUAUAGGAUGCUGAUUCUUCUCACUUUAAGCAGGUGGAGAUGAAGAAUUAAGUAGAGUAAUUUGGCUUCUGCAAGUUUUAUGUCUGCAGUCGUGGGUUGUACUUAAUUCAGACAUAUCAACAGAAUAGGACAUUUUUAAAUCUCUUCAAGAUCAUCAUCUGUUAACACUCCCGGCCAACAUUUGAAAUGUCUGCAAAUCUCUUUAAUGGGUCUCUUCAUUUCCAUUCGGGUACCACAACCCAUAUGAACUUUACUCACAUUUCAGCCCUAAAUUACAGAUUCAGUCAUCAAUUUCGUCAUAAGAAACUGAAACCUACCAGUACCAGAGACACUGUAAUCUGCAGUUCAACAAUUCGGCCCAAGAGAAACUCCAAGUCUGUGGAAAACACAGAGGCUCAUGAUUUAGUACGAAUGCUAUUGAGAAAUUCCAACAAUGACAAGUCAUUGCUUUCGACACUAAACAAGUAUGUCAAGUUAGUGAGGACUGAACACUGUUUCCUUCUGUUCGAGGAGCUUGGCAAAUCUGAAAAAUGGCUUCAAUGCCUUGAGGUGUUUAGAUGGAUGCAAAAACAGCGUUGGUAUGUAGCAGAUAAUGGAGUAUAUUCAAAACUAAUAUCAGUAAUGGGGAAAAAGGGUCAAACCCGAAUGGCAAUGUGGCUCUUCUCAGAGAUGCGAAACAGUGGGUGCCGACCUGAUACAUCUGUAUACAAUUCACUCAUCACAGCCCAUCUUCACUCCAAGGAUAAACCCAAGGCUUUAUCUAAAGCUCUUGGAUACUUUGAUAAAAUGAAAGGUACAGAACGCUGCAAACCAAGUAUUGUAACAUACAACAUUCUUCUAAGAGCAUCAGCUCAAGCGAAAAACAUUGUUCAAGUAGAAACUCUGUUUAAAGAUCUUGAAGAAAGCAUUUGCACUCCCGAUAUUUUCACAUUCAAUGGUGUGAUGGAUGCUUAUGGGAAAAACGGGAUGAUAAACGAAAUGGAAAGGGUACUUGCUCGUAUGAAAAGUAAUCAGAUAAAACCCGACAUCAUUACUUAUAACCUGUUGAUUGAUUCGUAUGGAAGAAAACAAGAAUUUGAAAAGAUGGAACAGGUGUUUAAAAGCUUGUUGAGGUCAAAAGAGAGACCUACUGUUUCCACUUUCAAUUCAAUGAUAACAAAUUACGGGAAAGCAAGGCUUCGUGAUAAAGCAGAAUUGGUUUUUGAGAAGAUAACAGAUAUGGGAUACGCCCCAAAUUUCAUUACUUAUGAAUGCAUGAUUAUGAUGUAUGGAUGUUGUGAUUGUGUUUCAAAGGCAAGGGGGAUAUAUGAUAAGAUGAUAGAGUCUGAAAAGCAAGUGAAGGUUUCGAGUUUGAAUGCGAUGCUAAAUGUUUACUGUGUGAAUGGGUUACCUUUGGAAGCAGAUAAGCUGUUUGAGAGUGCUUCUAAUAGUGGGGUUAUUCCUGUAGAUUCUUCAACGUAUAAACUUUUGUAUAAAUCCUACACGAAAUCCAACAUGAAGGAGUUGUUGCAAAAACUAUUGAAGCAUAUGGAUAGAGAUGGGAUUGUUCCAAAUAAAAGAUUCUUUCUAGAUGCUUUAGGGGCGCUUGGGUCUUCAAGAGGUGAAUCUAAACCUGAGUAUAUUGGUUCUAAAGUUAGAUUUAAUAGGUCAGCACCUGCAACAACGGGUCCCACAUCCAACAUGGGGAGUUAAAUGAGUUUGUGUAGAGUGAGGAAGGUGAUUCUGCUAAAAGUUUUCAAAGAAACUGCAGAGCAUAGUCAAGUAAAGGUGAUCAAGGUGUUUUAAUCAAAUUGCAGAAACCCUUAUAAAAAGGGGAAUGACCAUGUUUGAAUCUGUUUAGGAAAUCAUGAGGUCCUGAUAAUUGAAACAGAAACCCUUUUAUGAGGGCAUGUUAGAGUAUCAUGUGUACUCAUGCCAUGUUGGCAAUGUAGGGCGUUUAAGUGAGUCAAAGAAAGUCAAUUGUGUUAAGUUGUUAGCGCGUAGUAUAAAUAGUUCCUCUUUGUGUAAUUCUUUAAAAGAAUCUGAUGCAUAAAAAGUUGUUUGCCUUGGUGAA
Lactuca sativa (garden lettuce) is the source of this 2180-nucleotide messenger RNA. Its product is annotated as Tetratricopeptide repeat (TPR)-like superfamily protein. NCBI's taxonomy places the organism in Eukaryota, Viridiplantae, Streptophyta, Magnoliopsida, Asterales, Asteraceae. Gene Ontology annotation, molecular function: protein binding; mRNA binding. The record is from RefSeq and is a predicted model, not a curated record.